UUGAACAAUCUCGCGACUAUAAAUAAAACCCGCCAUUGCAAGAGCGUCAUUAACACAGCUGUUCCACACCGAGGAAGAGUCAACGUUACCACCACAAGAUGCAGAUCUUUGUGAAAACCCUCACUGGCAAGACCAUCACUCUCGAGGUCGAGCCAUCUGACACUAUUGAGAAUGUGAAGGCCAAGAUCCAAGACAAGGAAGGUAUUCCCCCAGACCAGCAGAGAUUGAUCUUUGCCGGCAAGCAGCUUGAAGAUGGGCGCACACUUUCAGACUACAACAUUCAGAAGGAAUCCACUCUUCACUUGGUGCUCCGUCUGAGAGGAGGUAUGCAGAUCUUUGUGAAAACCCUCACUGGCAAGACCAUCACUCUCGAGGUCGAGCCAUCUGACACUAUUGAAAAUGUGAAGGCCAAGAUCCAAGACAAGGAAGGUAUUCCCCCAGACCAGCAGAGAUUGAUCUUUGCCGGCAAGCAGCUUGAAGAUGUAAGGACACUUUCAGACUACAACAUUCAGAAGGAAUCCACUCUUCACUUGGUGCUCCGCCUGAGAGGAGGUAUGCAGAUCUUUGUGAAAACCCUCACUGGCAAGACCAUCACUCUUGAGGUCGAGCCAUCUGACACUAUUGAAAAUGUGAAGGCCAAGAUCCAAGACAAGGAAGGUAUUCCCCCAGACCAGCAGAGAUUGAUCUUUGCCGGCAAGCAGCUUGAAGAUGGGCGCACACUUUCAGACUACAACAUUCAGAAGGAAUCCACUCUUCACUUGGUGCUCCGUCUGAGAGGAGGUAUGCAGAUCUUUGUGAAAACCCUCACUGGCAAGACCAUCACUCUUGAGGUCGAGCCAUCUGACACUAUUGAGAAUGUGAAGGCCAAGAUCCAAGACAAGGAAGGUAUUCCCCCAGACCAGCAGAGAUUGAUCUUUGCUGGCAAGCAGCUUGAAGAUGGGCGCACACUUUCAGACUACAACAUUCAGAAGGAAUCCACUCUUCACUUGGUGCUCCGUCUGAGAGGAGGUAUGCAGAUCUUUGUGAAAACCCUCACUGGCAAGACCAUCACUCUUGAGGUCGAGCCAUCUGACACUAUUGAAAAUGUGAAGGCCAAGAUCCAAGACAAGGAAGGUAUUCCCCCAGACCAGCAGAGAUUGAUCUUUGCUGGCAAGCAGCUUGAAGAUGCGACACUUUCAGACUACAACAUUCAGAAGGAAUCCACUCUUCACUUGGUGCUCCGUCUGAGAGGAGGUAUGCAGAUCUUUGUGAAAACCCUCACUGGCAAGACCAUCACUCUUGAGGUCGAGCCAUCUGACACUAUUGAGAAUGUGAAGGCCAAGAUCCAAGACAAGGAAGGUAUUCCCCCAGACCAGCAGAGAUUGAUCUUUGCUGGCAAGCAGCUUGAAGAGAGCACACUUUCAGACUACAACAUUCAGAAGGAAUCCACUCUUCACUUGGUGCUCCGUCUGAGAGGAGGUAUGCAGAUCUUUGUGAAAACCCUCACUGGCAAGACCAUCACUCUCGAGGUCGAGCCAUCUGACACUAUUGAAAAUGUGAAGGCCAAGAUCCAAGACAAGGAAGGUAUUCCCCCAGACCAGCAGAGAUUGAUCUUUGCCGGCAAGCAGCUUGAAGAUGGCACACUUUCAGACUACAACAUUCAGAAGGAAUCCACUCUUCACUUGGUGCUCCGUCUGAGAGGAGGUAUGCAGAUCUUUGUGAAAACCCUCACUGGCAAGACCAUCACUCUGAGGGUCGAGCCAUCUGACACUAUUGAAAAUGUGAAGGCCAAGAUCCAAGACAAGGAAGGUACCCCAGACCAGCAGAGAUUGAUCUUUGCUGGCAAGCAGCUUGAAGAUGGCACACUUUCAGACUACAACAUUCAGAAGGAAUCCACUCUUCACUUGGUGCUCCGUCUGAGAGGAGGUAUGCAGAUCUUUGUGAAAACCCUCACUGGCAAGACCAUCACUCUUGAGGUCGAGCCAUCUGACACUAUUGAGAAUGUGAAGGCCAAGAUCCAAGACAAGGAAGGUAUUCCCCCAGACCAGCAGAGAUUGAUCUUUGCUGGCAAGCAGCUUGAAGAUGGGCGCACACUUUCAGACUACAACAUUCAGAAGGAAUCCACUCUUCACUUGGUGCUCCGUCUGAGAGGAGGUAUGCAGAUCUUUGUGAAAACCCUCACUGGCAAGACCAUCACUCUCGAGGUCGAGCCAUCUGACACUAUUGAGAAUGUGAAGGCCAAGAUCCAAGACAAGGAAGGUAUUCCCCCAGACCAGCAGAGAUUGAUCUUUGCUGGCAAGCAGCUUGAAGAUGGGCGCACACUUUCAGACUACAACAUUCAGAAGGAAUCCACUCUUCACUUGGUGCUCCGUCUGAGAGGUGGAAACUAAGCCUGUGCUAUGAACAGUAACUUAUUGUGAUGUGCUAAUAAAUAUUGGAUUGAUAUGUUCUCUGCAAUAAAUUCACUUGAUGAUAA
This is a messenger RNA of Haliotis rubra (blacklip abalone), 2455 nucleotides long. Its product is annotated as polyubiquitin-C-like. Gene Ontology annotation, cellular component: nucleus; cytoplasm. Gene Ontology annotation, biological process: modification-dependent protein catabolic process; protein ubiquitination. Lineage: Eukaryota; Metazoa; Mollusca; Gastropoda; Lepetellida; Haliotidae. Gene Ontology annotation, molecular function: protein tag activity; ubiquitin protein ligase binding. The record is from RefSeq and is a predicted model, not a curated record.